Messenger RNA from Durusdinium trenchii, 3303 nucleotides. NCBI's taxonomy places the organism in Eukaryota, Dinophyceae, Suessiales, Symbiodiniaceae. The record is from the annotation of a GenBank genome assembly.
AUGGUCUAUGUGUGUGCUGCUGACAAUUGCGACGUUGGAUAUCCCACUGAUGGCCUUCAAGUCACUGCUGGAUACACACCUUCCUUUGGCGCAAAUCCUUUGACCUUAGUGCAAGCGCUACAGAACAGUAUCGAGCUUUCAUGGACGGCACCUAGUGGCCUGGCCAUCACCGAGUAUCAACUGUACUUUGACAAUGGCGCUGGGACCGGUGGCAGUUUGGUCAACGCCAUCUACGCCGGCACUGCAUUGAGCCACCGAGAGGAUACGUUGAACACGGGCUCCACGUAUCGCUUCCAGAUCCGAGCAAGCAAUGCGAAUGGUUUCGGUGCCUUCAGUGGCAUCUCUUCCUUCGUGGCCUCUGAAGCACCUGGUGUACCGCAGAACUUCCGGUAUGUGUCCUCCUCGACUUACACCUUGCAGGUUGGUUGGGAUACCCCACCUACCGUGCACGCGAAUGAGGCAAGCAUUGUACGAUAUGAGGUGCAAUGGAAUGAUCAGACGCUCAUCACAAGUGUUCAGACCAUUGCCACAUCACCGGCAUUCAAAGUGGCCAGCCCUACUGUGCCGUUGACUGCGGGCAACACUUAUCGCUUCCAGGUACGAGCUUGCAACAUCAAUGAGUGCGGCAGCUGGACUUCACAGCUUGACCUGGUGUGUGGUUCAUUGCCACAGGCGCCGUCAGCGCCAUAUGUAAUCUCCUCGUCCUUGACGGACAUCGUUCUCGGAUGGGACUAUGUGGGCAAGGACAAUGGCGGUGUUCCAUUGACUCAGUACAACAUCAAAGUCUCCAUGGAUGGCGGCACCACCUAUGCAGCUGCAGGAAGCACUGCUGAUUCCUCAGUCUACAGCUUCACCUACAACUGCGGCAUCUCACAGAUGUUCUUCUUCAAGGUGGCUGCUGUAAACGGUGUUGGAGGCUCUGGCGGCGAAGGAGCCGAGUCUGACCCCACAGGCAUUUACUGUGCUCCACCGCCUCAGACACCAGCGGCACCUGGGCUUAGUGCCACUGUCUCGACCUUGACCGUGGCCCUUUUCCAGCCCAAUGCUGUUCAGCUGAGCAGCUCUACACACACAGGAUGGCGUAUCUUGAUUGACGACGCCAAUGAUGCGGAUGACACCUAUGAUGAGAUCCAGGUCUUUGAUACGACCGUGUUGCAGUACACCAUCACCUCGGGCAUUGUCACAGGCAAUUACUACCGGGUAAAGCUCAAGCUUUGCUCGAUUGCCGGCUGCAGCACCGAGAGCGACAUCGGCGGUCCCAUCAUCGCCGCGUCACCUCCAGCGGCUCCGGCUCCGGUCUAUGCAUCAGCGUCAACAGAUACCACGAUGACGGUGGCCUGGCAGUUCUCUGGAUCCAAUGGUGGAGCAAUCAUCCAAGGUUGGUACAUCUAUGUGUCUACAGAUGGAGAGACCUGGCCAGCGGACACAUCGCCCUCAGAUGUCAUCGCAGAUGUGAACACGAUGCAGUAUCAAAUCACAUGUGCCACAUACUCUGCUGGCCAGAGCGUGCUGUGGGUGAAAGUGGCUGGAUACAGUCUGGCAGGGAUUGGCACGCUCUCGGGUACCUUGGCUUCACGCUGCUCUGCAGUGCCGGACACCCCGGCGCAGCCCAGCAUCGUCAGCUCCAGCUCCACGCACAUCACCAUUGGCUGGACGGCACCAACGGCCACCGAGCUUCACAAUGCCUUGCAUCAGGGCACCAAGGUUCAAUUUGACGAUGGAGCCAGCGGUCCCUUCACCAGCGUCAUGCUGACGGACACGUUGCAGGUAGAGUAUACGAAGACUGGGGUCUCUGCUGGUCAAACAUACAGGUUCCGCAUCCAGACAGUGUCCGAGACUGGAGAGAGCGGGACGUCUACAGUUUUGUCAGCCGUGGCUGCAUCUGUGCCCGAUGCCCCUGUGGUGUCCAUUGUGUCGACCUCCGACACGGCCUUGGUCUACAGCGCUCAGCUUUUGGGAUCGACGGGUGGAACUCCCAUCACGGGGUGGAACAUCUAUGCGUCGGACGACGGCAUCACUUAUCCAACCACACCGACAGCAACCGAAGCGGCUGCUUUCACAUCUUACUCAUUAGACUGCACAAACUUUGGUGGCGUCAACCGUGGACAACAGUACUUCUGGGUGAAGAUGACUGCUGUGAGCAGCGCGGGUGAGGGAGCUACGUCCUCUGCGGUGAAGAGCCGUUGCUCUGCGGCACCUGGUACACCUGCCAUUCCAAGCCUUACUGCCUCCACCGCUACAUCGAUUACCAUCAGCUUUGACACCAACGGCCUGAGCGGAGCAUACCUCACUGGCUUCAAGGUGUACACCGACGAUGGGAACAAUGGACCUUGGUCCAUUGACACCAUCACUGACACCACCCAGAGAACCUUCACCAAGUAUGGUUUGAGUGCUGGCUUGUCCUACCGAUUCAAGGUGCAGGUGGUCUCCGAAGUUGGCACCAGCGCUGCUUCUCCCAUCGCCACCUUUGUCUCUGCAGCCACUCCUGAUCCACCUGUGCUUUCGGUGACUGUCUCCACCAACAACCAGAUCGAUCUGGCCUGGACACCAGGUGCUGAUGGCGGUUCUCCAGUCACUGGCUGGUUGGUCUACACCUCACGUGAUGGAAUUACUUGGACGGCUGCCAGCAAUCCUCAGUACAUUGUCUCCAGUGGCACAACAUAUACGCAAGCGCUUGACUGUACUGAUGUCUCCAAGUGGGACAACAACAAUGUGCAGCUGCAAUACGUGUAUUUGCGAGUGUCUGGUGUAAAUGCAGCGGGCACCGGGCUUCCAUCGAACUCUUACCGUUGGCGCUGCUCGGAGAAGCCAGGGGCACCAGCAGUACCAACAAAGGUGUCCGGCACUUCGAGCUCUGUGACCAUUUCGUAUGUUCCAACCACGCUGAACAACGCCGUGCUCAUGGGGUACAUUGUCAUGUACGACGAUGGCUUGAAUGGCGCCUUCAACGAGGUCUAUGUGACUUCCACCUCACAGACAGAGUACACUGCAGCCGGUCUCACGGCUGGCUUGGACUAUCGUUUCAAGAUCAAGGUGGUCUCAGAAGUGGGGCAGAGCGAUGCGUCUCCUGUUUUGACCGUCACCGUAGGCCGGAUCGACGCUCACGUCGAACCCAAGGUCGGCCGUCGUCUCGCAGGACGGCAAAGCGAAAUGAAAAGGAGGCACUGCAUCGGCAAAAGAUGGCCCAGACGCAGGGCUUCCGCAAAGGCGUCCCCCAAGACGAAGCCAAAAGGAACAAAGGUGUCCAAAUCUCCAAAGCAAUCUCCCAAGGUGAAACCAACCCCGAUGAGCGUGGAUUCGUAG